Molecule: messenger RNA, 1512 nt
Organism: Alternaria atra
Lineage: Eukaryota; Fungi; Ascomycota; Dothideomycetes; Pleosporales; Pleosporaceae
Exons: 5
Coding region: 1-1512 (503 amino acids)
Biological process (GO): transmembrane transport
Cellular component (GO): membrane
Molecular function (GO): transmembrane transporter activity
Source: RefSeq, a predicted model, not a curated record
AUGUCGUCCGCAUUCCACAGCUUAUUCGACAUGCAACCUACGUCAAAAAUCACCAAUCCAGAACCGACGUACCAGAAGAGCAAAGGCAAAGCACCUCAAGCACUCGAUGAUGUAGGUGUGUUGCCGGAUGUCGAACUCACAGAUUUCGCCUCUAGCAAAACAGACAAUGGUCGCCAAGGAUUGGUCUCAGAGUUUGAUAUGCCAAAGGGCACGCAGACACCUAUAACCCCCAAUGAGCUUGAAAUGAGUCGACCGGCUACACCGAAUCGAGAAGAAGCGGUCGGUAGAGAAAGAUUGUGGAACGCUGAGCCAAUGACCAAAUGGAGGAUCUUGUGCUGCUGCUUGAUCUACUUCUCAAACGGUAUAAAUGAUUCAGUCGUUGGUGCUUUGAUCCCAUACAUGGAGUCGUACUAUCAUAUCUCAUACUCCAUCAUGUCCCUAGUCUUCGUUGGCAAUGCCAUUGGGUUCAUAUCUGCCGCCUUUUUUACGAAUAUGAUUCUGGGCAAGUUCGGAAGAGCAAAGACUUUGAUCUUCGCAGAGUUGAUACAACUCUCUGCAUACAUCAUUCUUGUGUGCACGCCUCCUUAUCCUCUCGUCGUCGUAUCUUUCUUCCUCCUAGGAUUUGGUGCCGCCAUUAACCUAGCACUUAACAAUGUCUACUGUGCGAACACGCAUCCACCAAGCGUCAUUCUUGGCCUCGCGCAUGGUAGUUAUGGCGUCGGAGGAAUAGUCGCACCCAUUAUCGGGACAGCAAUCGUUUCGCAAGGAGUCUUGUGGUCACGCUUCUACUUUCUGACCGUGGGGUUGCGAAUUUGCUGUAUCGCAUUCGCAGCAUGGUCCUUCUGGUCAUACACGGAAGACUCCGAGGAGACCCUCUUGGAAACCACGACGAGCAGGCAAACUUCUGCAGAGAACGCCGCGUCAAAGCUGAAGAACCUCAAGCUCGCUUUGAAAAACAAGGUGACCAUCUUUGGCGCCUUAUUCAUUUUCGCAUACCAAGGAGCCGAAGUGAGCAUCUCAGGCUGGUUCAUCUCGUACCUCAUCAACUACCGUAACGGGGACCCUGCCAAGGUUGGAUACGUUACAGCAGGCUUCUGGGCUGGCAUCACUCUUGGUCGUUUUGUACUUACUCACGCUGCGCCCAAGAUAGGCGAGAAGAACUUUGUCGUCAUCCUCACAAUCGGCACAGUAGGCCUUCAGCUUCUGGCAUGGUUGACGCCGAACUUGAUCGGAAAUGCGGUCGCUGUAUGCUUGCUGGGCUUGUUAUUGGGCCCUGUCUACCCUUGCGCGCAGACCAUCUUUUCACGCCUCAUGCCUCGUCACGUUCAGACCACGGCAAUUGGAUUCAUCGGAGGAGCAGGCAGUUCGGGUGGUGCAGUCGCUCCAUUCACAACUGGUGUCCUCGCGCAAGCAUCCGGUACUUGGGUACUUCACCCUGUCGCGAUUGGUAUGUACGCCGUCAUGAUGGUUUGUUGGUUCGCAUUGCCCAAGGUGCGCAAGCGGACUGAGUAG